Lichtheimia ornata is the source of this 1608-nucleotide messenger RNA. RefSeq lists its product as uncharacterized. The record is from RefSeq and is a predicted model, not a curated record. Bases 1 to 1608 code for a protein of 535 amino acids. The transcript is spliced from 12 exons. Gene Ontology annotation, cellular component: integrator complex. Lineage: Eukaryota; Fungi; Mucoromycota; Mucoromycetes; Mucorales; Lichtheimiaceae. Gene Ontology annotation, biological process: snRNA 3'-end processing.
AUGAGUAGUAAAGACUCGUUCAGCCUUGAAUCCUUCCACCAGCUAUUGCGAGGUCGCGUCUUUUACGGCAACAUUGACUAUGGCGUAUGGCUCAUGCAGUGCAUCACUACCGCUACGUUGCCAAUCAAUCCCAUGUUUGCAGUGACGAUCAAAGAAUACGUUCAAAGUGUGUUCCAUGUAGACCGCAUUCAACCUAUUGCCGAGGAUAAGCUUGUGCCUUUCUUUGACAACCCGGAUACCAUCACUCCGGCUCAAGUGCUUGUUGCCUUUUACGUACUUCAAUUCCAUGAUGCAAUCAUUGCCUUCAAGACAGAUCCCAAAUUAGCAACGGCUGUACAUGUGCAAUAUCAAGAAUAUAGUUUCAUUGAUCGUAUACCCAUCCGAUCCAUGCUCAACCAUCUCGAGAAAGGCAGUGCAUAUCGUGGUAUUUAUCGAGACUUCUUGGCUAUGGCUGCCAACUUGUAUCCAGAGCUGUUCGAUGUAUCGGGUCUCUUAUUCCAGGAAGGUAAAGAGGAUCUUGCCGUGAUGGAUAGGGUAUGGAAUUAUGGCUAUCUAUCACUCGAAAAACUUGACUCUGUUCUUUCUAAAUGGCGACAACAUCCUGAUCAAGUUGCUUGUGCAUUGACAAACGUGAGUGCGAUGGAAAGCGUGAAGGUAAUACCUUACGCAGAAGUAUGCUUCUCAAGAUUAUUACGGCCUUGCCUAGAUGAAGAGGAUAUGCCAUCGGCUGUGGUGGAGACUCUACUUUCAACAUGGGAAUCAUUGCAUCGAGUCAUUCCUUACGAAUUAUGGGUGAUCACAGCAAAUGCUUUGCGAAGUAGCAAGAUGAAAGAGGACUAUACACUUGAUCUCAUUAUCAAAGCACCGCUUUCCCUCUUGAAGUGUGAUCCAGUCGUAUUUCGUUCAGAGCGAUUACUGAGUUUAUGGUUGCAUCUCAAUACCCGCAAUAUCAACGCGCUUACAAACGCCCAGGACUCAGCCAUGAUCCAAGCUCUUUUGGAACACUGCAAAGAAACCGAAGCUGACAAAGCAAAACUUGGAUCAUUGAGAAAAGCACAACAGCAAAUAUGUCAAUUCAUCCACAGCAUCUUCAUCGAUGACAGCCCAUUGCUGAUAGCCAAAUUGCUUCACUUUCAAACCUAUUCGAUCGAGCUUAUACCCACUGUUGUCGAAAUGAUUCCAUCCUUAUAUGCUGUUUUUAACUUUAUCCCUGAGCUGAUCAGACAACCACAACCGGAGAAGCAGGUGUUUGCAAUACUUUUGGCAUGUCAUUUGUGUGAAAAAUAUCCACUUGAAGCCUACUUGCAGAUUGCGGAGAAGCACGUACUUCCACGCCUGCUUAAAAUUGCCUUCCCUCCUCCAUCUACCACUUGCGUGCCGUCAGACUUUUUGGUGCAAGCGAUACCCGGGUUUGUACAUCUGUCAAAGGCAUUCCCUCACUUCAGCCCACAAAUUCUCCAAGCAUUCGAGCAGAUCAGCAAUGGAUUACCCGCACCAGCAGAGUUUGUAGGACAAGAAGAGAAUAGUAAGAUUAUUUUGAUCCUGCGUCUCCAUCAAGUAUUGAGCGAUUCGAGGGAUCUUGUUCAACAGCAAUGUAAAGAGACAUAA